Molecule: messenger RNA, 3552 nt
Organism: Colletotrichum gloeosporioides
Lineage: Eukaryota; Fungi; Ascomycota; Sordariomycetes; Glomerellales; Glomerellaceae
Exons: 8
Coding region: 1-3552 (1183 amino acids)
Molecular function (GO): ATP hydrolysis activity; protein binding
Source: RefSeq, a predicted model, not a curated record
AUGGCAUCAGAUGGCCUGAACUCGCAACUGAAAGAUGGUUACAAGCGUGCCGCUGACGAUUUCAAGCAGUCGAUACCUGCGGACUUGGCGAAAAGGUUCGCAAAGCACACCAACAGUCUGGCUUCCCUAAAAGACGAAAUCCAGACCAUCCAGGAUGAUCAUGGGAAGAAAGGAUCGCUCCGCAACUUGCAGCGCCUUAAAAAGUUCGUCGAAGCCAUGACCCAGCUUGGGCAGGUGAUUGAGGUUUUCGUAAAUGCGAACGAUCUCGUUUGCUUUAUCUGGACCGCAAAAGCCCAUCUUGACAAUUUUGACAAGCUGCUUGACGUGUAUUCCGACAUUGGAGAUGUAAUCCCUGGUCUAUUGUUCUACCAAGACAUGUUCAUACAACACGAACCCCUCAGGGACAUCUUGCAAGAUUAUUACUCCGACAUCUUGAAGUUUCACGAAAAGGCAAUCAAAGUCUUUGCCCGUUCAACCUGGAAAAAUGCCUUCAAUGCCACGUGGAACACCUUUAAGACGCAAUUCGAUCCGAUCAUGCAAAGUCUGAAGAAACGGCGAGAGCUACUAGAUAGCGUAAAGGUUUCAGCAUCUCUUGACCAAAUCCACGUCAUGCGACGGGAGAUGAGAGACGUAUACCAAGAGCAAACAAGAGCUGCCGAUAAGAGUGCGCGCGAAAAUCAUCGGUCCAGAAUGGCACUGAUCAAGGAAAAGAUCGGCGCACCGGACUAUGACCUCGAUCAGCAAGCCGCAAGUCAGAGAAGAGAAGAAGUUGAUAGCGGCAAAUGGGUAUUUGGGGAGCCAGAAUACGUGUCUUGGUCCAGCACGAUCAGUCUUGAUCAUUCGGUUCUGUACCUCAACGGUAUACCCGGAGCUGGAAAGUCAACACUCGUCUCUUUGAUUAUCAGCAAUCUCCUGGCAGUUCGCAGCUCGAACCAGCUUCUUCGAACAUCUGUGUCUUAUUUCUACUUCAAGCACGGAGUCCCGGAUAGGAGCACUCAUGAAAGUGCCCUAAGAGCUAUCUUGACCCAGCUUAUCAACCAGGAUACAACGUCAUCGGAGGGAUUUUUCGAAGAUUUAUCGAAACAAGCCGAUGUUAAUAUUCGCUCCAGAGAGAGCCUCGAAAAGCUCACUAAGAGAGCACUUGAGGAGUAUCGAGUAUCGUACUUGAUUCUGGACGGUCUGGACGAGUGUGAACGAGGACAAGCUGAGCGUGCAAUGGAGUGGCUCCUUUCGCUUCGUAAAGACGAACGAUAUGCUGGCAAGACGAGCCUACGAAUUAUGUUCUCCGGGCAACGAAACGGCGUGCUGGACAAGAUCCUGGCGCCGUUCCCUGACAUUCAGUUGGAAUCUUCAAAGCACAAGGUCGAUAUCGAAAAGUACUGUUUGCAGUAUUCUUCAAAAAUUCAGAAGAAAUUCCGCCUAGAUAAAGCCACCGAGGCUCACAUCGUAUCUUUAGUCACAAAGGGAGCUCAAGGGAUGUUCCUGUACGCUAGGGUCGUUCUCGAAUAUCUCUAUCGCCAAGUAAGCUUCGAUGGACUGAAUGAGGCCAUCAAGCCUGAAAUGUUUCCAAGCAAGCUCGAAACUGCCUAUCAGAGAGUAGCGGCCACCAUCUUUGAGGCAGAAUACGAUUCAGAGGUAUAUGCUGCCAAGAAGGUCAUUUCUUUGGUCAUUGCAGCAAGACGAGAUCUGAGAUGGCGGGAGAUACAGUCGUUCUUCUGUAUAGACAGCAAAACAGCGACUGUCCGUCCUGGUAGACGAUUACUAGUUGAUGCCAAAGAGCUUUGCGGCUCCCUUGUAGACAUUCAUCAAUUCGAUGGCCAAAUUGGCGAUCCAGAGAGUCUCGUUCGAAUUGUGCAUCAUACGGCCCAAAGAUACCUCAUCGAGAAGAAGCUCAUCGACAACUACCUUGAGCACGCUCGGCUCCUGACGUUCUGCUCCGAUUAUCUGCGUUCGAUGCCGUUUGCACAAAGUAAUUGUUCGGAUGUAGUGUCGUUGCAUGCCAGGCAGGCAUACUACUCGCUGCAAGAUUACGCUGUUGCACACUGGUAUGACCAUCUCAAAGCCCUCAUGAGCCCUAGUCCAGCGAGACAGACACAGAUCCCCGAGGUUGUGCGAGAGCUCCAGACGGCAAGGGAUUCAGCCGUAUCCUUUCUGCAGGAGUAUGUCAUCUCAUCCAAGAUGACACAGAAAGAUGACACUGAGCUGUCGUUAGAAUCAAUACUGGACAGUCUCCCAUCCGAUGAUAGCGAAAGGACCUCGCUUCUCAACAUUGACCAACGAACAUUUUGGAUCCGAAAAGAAAUCGAGAAUUUGAGUGAUCUCACCGACAAUGAGUACGGUGUCUUGAAUAGUCUCUAUGGCCCGGCAUCUCGCUACAAGUGCCAUAAGCCCAGAUGCCUAAUGUUUUCUGAAGGCUUUGAGACGAAGCAGGAGAGAGCAAACCAUAUCAACCGCCACGAACGACCGUUUCGCUGUGAUCAAGAGGAAUGCUUUGCACACGCCUUCGGAUUUGAAUCAAGAGAUUCGCGGGACAAGCAUGUGAAUGAGCAUCAUUCAGAAGCUGGAACGACCUUUCAAUUCCCCCGUCAGGACACUGAUAUGGCGUCCACACCCGAAGAUAUCUUCCAGGCAGUAAAAGCUGGCGACAUAGUCCGUGUCACACAGCUUCUCGACGAAGAUGUCGACGUAAACGCUGUCGAUCAUCCACUAAAGGACAGCUAUGUCACUCCCCUCUGGAUAGCCGUGGAUCGCAACAACUACGAGAUGUGCAGACUGUUGAUACAACGAGGUGCAACCCUUGGGAAGCCAGCAGCAUACCGACCAAGAUCAAAAAGGUUCACCAAGGUUGACGCGAUGUCUCCAUAUACUCCACUAGCUCAGGCCUGUGUGACGGGAAACGUCAAAAUAGCUGAGUUGAUUCUCAAGGCACAAGCUCAAGUGACUGAGUUCGCUGUUGAUGAUAUGUACAUUGCUUUGAUGAAAGCAGUGAUGAGAGGCAAAGUAGAAAUCGUUCAGCUACUCAUGGGCUAUCACGAUUUCACUCGAGAGAAACACGCACCAGACGGCUUGAUCGAUCCGUUACUAGUAGCUUGUCAGCGCAGCCACGCUUCUGUAUUGGAAUGUCUUCUCCAGUCUGGAUUUGAGCUUAGGGAUGACGUCGAUUACAUCACGGUAUGUCUGUCGUUUAUACAUGCCCAGGACACUGAGCAGGGGACAAGACAGGCGUCGACGCUGAAAAUCAUGCUUGCAAGUUGCCAAGUUCCGAUCUCAUCGCCCAUGAGAAUUGAAAGAGCAAUGAAGAAUGGACAUCCCUAUGUUGCCCUAUUGAUCUUGUCAUAUCGAAAGACAAAUAUUCGUGCAGCCGGCUUGAGAAAGAUAAGCAGUCUCGCACGGGAAAGAUCCUACACAGACAUUGCCAAGUUUGCAGAUAAGCUGCUAGACGCAAUAGGCGAGGAACCUCAAACCAAAUCGGUCCUGACUGUAGGCGAUAUGCCAAUCAGUUUUGACUUUGAUUCCUUGGUGCACGAAGACUGGGAGAUGAAGGAGGAAUGA